This is a messenger RNA of Aphanomyces invadans, 824 nucleotides long. RefSeq lists its product as hypothetical. The record is from RefSeq and is a predicted model, not a curated record. The transcript has a single exon. Gene Ontology annotation, molecular function: RNA helicase activity; RNA binding. Bases 47 to 565 code for a protein of 172 amino acids. Lineage: Eukaryota; Oomycota; Saprolegniomycetes; Saprolegniales; Verrucalvaceae.
CUGGAUUAUAUUCAACAUACGUCAGUCGCGGCACAGAUCCAGCAGGAUGGCGGCGCUGACCCUGGACGGCAUCAAGCAGUUUAACCUCGCCAUCGACCACGAAGAAUGGAAGCUCGACACACUGCGUGACCUUUAUGAAGUGCUUACCAUCGACCAAUCCAUCCUUUACUCAUCCAUCAUUUACUGCAACACGCGACGAAAAGCCGACUGGCUUGCCGCCCGCCUGCGAUCGCACGACUUUGUCGUGUCUGAAGUAGACAGCGACAUGGGCGAACAAGCUCGCGCGAUCGCCUUGACCGAGUUUCGAAGGGGCUGUUCACGUAUACUGGUUACGACCGACACGUGUGUCCGUGAUGCUGGCGCGGUGCCGCUCGUGAUCAACUACGACUUUCCCACAUCUUGCGAAACAUACAUCAACCGCAUCGGCCGCUCGGGUCGUUUUGGGCACAAGGGUGUGACCAUCAACUUUGUGACACUCAGCGACGCGCGCGCUCUUCGUGAUGUCGAGCAGCGUUUCGACAUCCAAAUCGAAGACAUGCCGAUGAAUGUUGCCGAUCUACUUUGAACGACUCCGAUCCGUCCAGCACCGGUAACGAUGGGCCCUCCACCAAGCGCUCCUGUAGAUUGGCGUGACGACCAUUCGUUCCCAUUGCCUCGUUUGCUAAGACUGCAGUGAUGCUACCGACAGACAAAGCCAGAAUUGCCACGUUCCCUCUUGGUCUCGUCCGCGUUGCAACUGAAGCGCACGGUAGUGGCAAUAUCCAGGCGUUGCUAUAUGUCCGCAGUACAGCAGCAUACAAUGGAGGCCAUUCAUGGCGACGGAA